Diaporthe citri is the source of this 1842-nucleotide messenger RNA. RefSeq lists its product as uncharacterized. The transcript is spliced from 3 exons. The record is from RefSeq and is a predicted model, not a curated record. NCBI's taxonomy places the organism in Eukaryota, Fungi, Ascomycota, Sordariomycetes, Diaporthales, Diaporthaceae. The coding region runs from base 1 to 1842 and encodes 613 amino acids.
AUGGGUAUUCUCACGGCCGUGGUGGCAUCCAGACCUCGCAAAGACAAGUCCCGUGCCUACGGUUGGUCCCUGGACGUUGGUCAUACUCUGGAGAGCGAACCCAAGAGCUCCGGUCGACAGUCAGCUACUGCUGCGGUUGUCAGAAUGGCGUCCUUCUAUCUACUGGGCCUCUAUGUCGUCCAAUGGCUGCUUCUUGUUCCUCUAACGGAGGGCCGCAACAUUGUUGUGCGCAAAGAAGCUGGCACACACCAAACACAGUCAUAUGCGAUCCCUUCUCUCAUCGAUGCUACCGUUGAUGAGCUCGCAGAAGGCCUCGACAGUGGCGCCUUCACCAGCGUCGACCUUGUCAACGCCUAUAUCGCCAGAAUUCUGGAGGUUAAUGGCACCCUUCACAUGGUUACUGAGAUCAACCCCGAUGCUGUCGCCAUCGCGGAGCAACUCGACAAUGAGCGAGAAAAUGGCACGUCCAGGGGCCCGUUGCACGGCAUUCCCAUCCUGAUCAAGAACAACAUCGCCACGGCCGAUCAGAUGAACAACACCGCGGGGUCUUGGUCCCUCGUCGGCGCAAAGGUCCCCCGUGAUUCCCAGGUCGCCAGGAAGCUGCGUGAGGCCGGCGUGGUCAUUCUCGGCAAGACAAACUUGAGCCAGUGGGCGAAUUACCGCUCCAACAACUCGACCAACGGCUGGAGCGCCUACGGUGGGCAGGUCUAUGGCGCCUUCUACCCCAAUCAGGAUCCGAGUGGCAGUUCCAGUGGGAGCGGCGUGGCCUCAUCCAUCGGUCUUGCGCUCGCGAGUCUCGGCACCGAGACGGACGGCUCAAUCGUAUCUCCCUCGGAUGUCAACAACCUUGUCGGAAUCAAGCCGACCGCUGGGUUGACCUCGCGCAACUUGGUCAUCCCAAUAUCAGAGCACCAGGACACAGUUGGUCCCAUGGCACGAACCGUCAAGGACGCGGCCUACAUCCUCUCUGCCAUUGCCGGCGAGGACCCCUACGACAACUACACGUCCGCCAUCCCUUUCAAGAACGGCACUAUCCCAGACUACGUCAAGGCCUGCAAAAUAGGUUCCCUCAGCGGUGCGCGCAUCGGCGUCGCCCGUAACCUGAUGGAUGCCUCUUACGGCGUCGACACGAUAGCCAACGCCAGUUCUAGCGCCAACCUCGCGGCCUUUCAGGCGGCCCUCGACGUCCUCCGCGACGCAGGCGCCACCGUCGUCGAGGGCGCCAACUUCACGGCCGUGGACCAGUGGUUCAACGACUCCAGCACAGAGACCAUCGGGCUCGACGCGGAUUUCAUCGUCAACCUCGUGCAGUACCUGGACGAGCUCACCGAGAACCCGAACGACAUCUCCGAUCUCGUCGCCGAGACGGCCUUUACCCACGGCUUCCCCGCCGAGGACUGGCCGGACCGGGACACGGCGAUCUGGGACGGUGCCCUCGCCCGCGGCUUCAACAACACCAGCCCUCAGUUCUGGGACGCCCACCUUAACAACCUCGCAGUAGGCGGUCCGGGUGGUAUCCUCGGGGCCCUCGAGAGGGACAAUCUCGAUGCAGUGGUCUCAUUGACGGCCGUCUCGUCAUCCUUCCCCGCCCUGGUCGGCAGUCCCAUUGUCACCGUGCCACUGGGGUUCUUCCCGAAUGGGACGAGCGUGGUCCCUUCUCAGAGGGAGUUGAUCGGCACCGCACCCGGUAUACCAUUCGGAUUUGCGUUUAUGGGCGCAAGGUUCAGCGAGGAGAAGCUCAUUGGGCUCGCCUAUGAUUUCGAACAGAAGACCCUCGCACAGCAAAAGGGGGCGCCUUACAUUGUUCCUAGUACCGAGCUCGCUGAUGUUAUUUCUGCCUAA